AUGGAUCGGUCAGAAAUACAAGGCGCGUCUGUUGCCAAGGGCUUCAAGCGAAGUACGGCAUCGACUACACAGAGACGUUCGCCCGUGGUCAAGUACGUGACACUGCGUGUGAUCGCGAUCACCAAGAGUAACAACUGGCCACUGGAUAAGCUCGAUGUGGUGACCUUUCUCUACGGAGUGAUGAAGUAG
This is a messenger RNA of Peronospora matthiolae, 189 nucleotides long. Lineage: Eukaryota; Oomycota; Peronosporomycetes; Peronosporales; Peronosporaceae. The record is from the annotation of a GenBank genome assembly.